AAUAAUAGGAAUAGAAAGUAAGAUAUGCUUGACUUGUUUAGCAUAUUUCGUAUAAGGUAUAAUUAAAUUAAAUGUGAAAUUAGACACAAUGAAGUUGCAGAUCAGUUGGUUAGAUGAUUUCAUUAGUCCCAAGCCCCACCCAUGUUCGAAUCCCUCUUAGAACUUGAUUUUUUAGCAAUACAAAAUGCGGAGUACAGGAGUAUAGAUUUUCUUUUCAGGCUUCAGCUUUCCAAUUCCACAAUCCCACACCGGAGGGAUAGAGGCGCUCCACUCUUCCCAAACUCUAUAUACAAAGUAUUUCUUAUCUCCCUUCCUCAAUGAAUAAAUCGCCUCCAGCGGUAAAUGGAUCAUGAGAUGGGCUUGAUCCGCCUUUAUCCGCGCCUUGUGGGUAGGCGAGGCGUUUGGCCCGCGCCUCACGCUUAGGCCCGCCUUUGCGGCGCCUUUUGAGGCCUUUUAGAACACUGAUUAUAAGUAAUAUGGUAUUAUAUUGCUUCAGGCAAGUAAUGAAGCAACAGAUCUUGGUAGACCUGCAAGUGUGAAGAGGCCUGCAAGUGUGGCUUUCUCUCAAAUUACCAACACUACAGAAAUGAACCCACCUGCAAGUGAAAGGGAAAAUAUUGAUAGGAGUAAGUCUAAACUUCCAUGUAGAAGAACAGGCAGCUCAAAAGGUAACCAACCAGUCACAGGUUUUGGAUGCUAUGUUGAUGUAAACACUGGUGCAAAGAUUGUAAAUCCCGGGAUGACUAGUGAGCAAGUAGUUUGUCAAAUGCAGCCUCCACUCGGACAUGACCCUGAUGUUAGUGUGAGAUUUGUUAUUCCAAAUGAGAGGGAAAUUCGAGCUACAGGCAGGGUUGUUGAUAAGCAGGUUGAUGUCCCAGCAUAUAGGACCAUUUCUUUCAAGGGUGAUGGAGCCAAUGUUAUAAAUCCAACCAACUUGCCCUUUCAGCCACCCGGUUUGCAAUGGAAUGGGAAGAAAGCUGUCACCGCACGCCAUUUGUUAAAGAAGUUGCAGAAGAAGAAGGGUUCAUCUUCCCAGACUACAUGAUAUUUAUUAAAGAUGCAAAGAAGGAGAUGUUUUGUAAUUAAUCAUUUUUUGGAACAUAUAAAUGCUGGCCUGUUUUUUUGCUAUAGUAGUAGGUGG
Messenger RNA from Cuscuta epithymum, 1141 nucleotides. NCBI's taxonomy places the organism in Eukaryota, Viridiplantae, Streptophyta, Magnoliopsida, Solanales, Convolvulaceae. The record is from the annotation of a GenBank genome assembly.